UAUUGGCUGUGCUAAUCGACUUCCUACGAUCCAGCCACCAUCCUCACUCAACCUCGGGCUUACUACAGCAGAUCGCAUCGAACCCGCGACCUACCUCAUCCCAUCUACGGUCCAGCCACGACAAAUAGCCGCAUGUACUACUCUCGCCCUGCUGGUCUGAGUCCCAUGGAAUGCGGACUGCCCAGUUCCUCUGGCGCAUCAAUCCAAGCCCAGGUUUUGUCGACUCUCAUUGCAACACAGCCGCCACAGUAAGGACUUGUGAGUGAUGAUUGCCGGGCACGGCACCGUUGACAUCUUGGAGCCCUUGACUGCCCUGUCAUAAGCUUUCACAACCGCCAUUGGAUCUCUUAUCGCUUCCGAAAUGGCGCCGCCCGUGCUCCCGAAUCCGUCCAAUUUCUUGGCCGUAGCGCUGGUCAUCAACAGGUCUCGUGAUGGUCCCAACUUCGUCUUCCAUUAUCCACCCACUGUCUUGCCGCCCAACGCGCAGUCCAAAAGUCACGAGCCAGCCGAUGGCUCGGCCGAGUAUGAUGAUAUCUUACUGGAGCGUCUUAACGCGCCCGGCUCAGCAUCCCUCGACUCCGAUGCUAACGCCGACGAGCUUCAACAAUGGACUGCCGGAGAUGAUCACUUAAUCACCGAAGAUGGUACGCAAAUCGUCCCAUGGGAGCAUGUGGCUGGGUUUCCCACCAAAGAUCUCGCUAGCAUUCUGACGCCAGGGAGAGCGUAUCACAAGAAGCUCUUCCAACUCUCUCUGGACCCUUUAUUCUGUGUUUCCUAUCCCAUCCACGUCCCCGAGAGUGGGACGUGGAAGAAGAAAAAGAAGAACAAGAAGGCCAAGUCAGAGAGAUCCAAGUCUGUCCGUACGGAGGAAUCAGCGGUAUUUGUCGACUUCGACCCAAAUGAGGAUAACGAAGAUGCCCCCAAUGGCGCCGAGGCGUCGCAAAAUGAUGCCAAGGAGGAAGAACAACCCCAGCAAGACGAGCCUGACGACAAGCGGGCGUCUAUGACUAUGUUCAAUCUGGUGUUCUUUCUGAACCCGAAGAAACAUGAGGCCAAAGAACUCAUCGAGACACUCUAUCUCAACAUCAUUAAGAAGAUCAACAAGGCAUUUAAAUACUGCCAGCAGCGAAGUGAAUUCGUGUGGAAAGAGUCGAAACGUAUCUCAGCCCUGAAGGACAAGGGACGAGAAGAUAGGCGUAAAAUGAGUCUGCUAUGGGACGAGAUUCUACAAACAUCAUCUCUCGCAGCUGCUGUCCAAGACAUCUACGAGGCCGUCUCCCAGAACAAGAUUGCGGCCCUUCAGCUCGACACAGCACUGGGCCCAGUCACGCCUUCUGUGCAGAUUCCCGUGCCGUUUUACGUCACGGACUUGCACAACUAUGGACAGACAGAACAGAGAGGCCUCUGGCUAACGACUGCCAAUUCAUUCAUCGGCGAAGAUACCCUAGACGAACCCGGUUUCUUGGACCGCAACUUUGCCCUCUUGCUGAUGGGCGACGAGAAGAAGAUCAUUGCCGAAUUACAGGCAGAUUUGGAUCCGAGUACUGUAGCCAUGGUCGAGUUCGCCCGACUGUCGAAGCCAACGCAAUCUUUCUAUCAAGUAGGCCAGAGCAACGUCUUGACUUUGAGCCAGGUGCGUAAGUACGCGCAACACUUCAUAUUCUGGCGGCGUGCUAUCGCAAUCCCACCCCUCCAUGCCCGUGACACAUACAUUAUGUCGCCGAACUGCGACACCCGCAACCUCUCCAGGGCAAGCCUCGAGUGGCAAAAGACGUUCCCCCUCGCACCGCCGCUCACCAACUUCCUCGCCGAGUUAUCGUACGCGCCGAGGUCAUAUAAACACUACUGCCCGAGUAAAGCUCAUCGGCCCACGUACCUCGCUAUGCUCGCGUGGCUCAUGCGUGGUGCAUGGGUGACUCAACUGUGCACAUUCGCUUACGUUGUUGUCUGGCCCGAGAUAAUCUACGAAGUCGAGCACAAGCUAGAAAGCGAUGAAUUGCGCAAGGCCGAGGAUACUUCCUCCCUCAGUACCAGCAACCCACUGAGUAGCUCAGCAAUCGAUGCGGCAGACGGGAAGUCUGAGGCAGGGAGCAGCAGUGGCGGCAGUGGAAGUGGCGGUUUCGGCAGCGGUAUCGCGGCCUACAUCCCGUCGCACAUUGAGCAAACGGCAGAAAAGGCACGCCUAGAACGUAUAGCAGAGAAGACGCAGCGAGAGGCGGCCGAAAAGGCCACGGCGCACGCGCGCAAGUUACCGCCCAUGGCGACGGAUCACCCCUCAACCAACGAGGCGCCGCAUCUGGCGCGAAUGCCCCCCUACAUCAUCGUAGAUGCCAAGAAGGCGACGGGCAAGGAGUCCCUCUACCUCGCGGCCAUCGGCAAGCGAUUCAAGGAUCCCAAGGUCGCCAAGGCGUGGCAGGCCAUGUGGAAGUAUUUCAACGGGCAAACAGCACUGGAGAGGAUCGCGUUGCAGGAAGACAUGAAGCGUAAGGAGGCAUGGAACCUGCUGACGGCGAUGAGCGAGCAUUUGCUGUGUGUGAGGCACUGGUAGGCGUGUGGUCACUUGCACGUCAUCACAUGUAACGAAGAACGAAGAGGUUUCGAGGGACAACUCACGAUACGCUGACUGAGAGUCUCGGACAUGGGGAGAGCAUGAGAAAAGCAUGGAUAGAGAGAUGAAUCGCGGCACUGUGCUAGUCUGGUCACGUAGAAGAAUAUACGGCAGGCCAGCCGUUCAUACGUCGUGGAAAGAAAGGGAGGGUAUCAUUGUAUGUGUGCGGGAAAAUGAGGCAGCAAGCAGGUGGAAGCUACUUUCCCCUGACAUGCCAAACGCCAAAUGGACACGCGAAAUCUGGAAGAUAAAUCACGCCAGGGUACAACCAACCAACAAAACCGAAGGCAUCCCAAGCAGAUGUGUUGAACCUGAGACUGCGUGUAAGCAUUGAGAGAAGAGAUUUGUAGGAAUAAUUCCAGGACAGGGAGUAAGAACAAUUGUGGGGGAAAGAUUGCCUGAAAGAUAUUGAACCCGCGAACCAUCCCCAAUGCCCGCCCGCCUUGCGAAUUAGAGAUGACCUUAGAAGAAAAGAAAAGAAAAGAAAAGACCAUGUGCAAUGCCCAUCCGAACCCAGAGGUAUCACGUCUCCCAGUAGAUGAUGAUGAUGCUUGUAAACCCAGAAAACAGAAACGAAAAUUGAAACCUUAAAAACCCAAAACAAAACCCCGAGCCGGCUCGACCAAACCACAUCUCAUUCCUCCACGUUGUGCUUCACUGGCUGUUGGUAAGCCUUUGGCCGCCCAUAUCACUGGAAAAAGAGACCUCUCAACGCCGUCGCCCACCGAAAUCCUUAACCGCUCCAACGCGCUUGGAUGCAACAAAGAUACCAUGGCUGCGCGAAUGCAUAAAAAGAGCGGGAACUUGAAAGGAGAAGAUGACCACAGUAGGAUCAGAAUGAAGAAGACGGGGAAAUCGUCAUGGGUUCUAACAGUCCGUCCUACUGUGUCAGGUCCAUGCCGAACUCGUCUUCCUCCUUGAAGUUCAGCGAGGUCGGACCACUGUCGUCAUCAUCCGGAUCGUUCCAAAAUUCGCUGCCGGCGUUAAGAUCGUUGGCGAGACCGGUGCCGUUGGUAGCGCCAGGGCUGACAGAAGUGCCGUCACCAACAUUGCCCGAGCCAUUCAUAGGCUCGCCGCGGAAGUCGGUGUGAUGGGGUACCCGAAGACCAGACCCGGUCGUGCGAGAGUAUCCUGGGACUUCGUUCUUGGAGAUGGCUUCCAUCAACUCGGUUUGCAUACGCUUCUCAUCCUCAGUGAGCUCAAACGGAAAAUGGCCGCCGAGUUCCGCAAUGGCGUUCAUCAACUCCUCCUGCUGCUGCAACUUCAGAUGCAACAUCCACAUCAGAUCUCUCGUCCAGCUGACUGCGCCAUUCAAAAUGUCUCCCUUGUUGGGGCCCUUGUCCUUGUCCUCGAGGGGGAGGCCGGUCGUGAUAUUGCCUGUUGCGCCAGCUGCGCGGCGUGCGCCGGGACCAGCAAGGCCCGAAGUGGCCUGAGAGGGGUUGGAAAUGCCGGACAACGUAGGCGAGAGCGGGGUGCCGUUCUGGAUCAUCUUGCGGAUCUUCUCAUCCUCCAAACGGUGGGCGGGAACUAGUCUGCUGAGAUCUUGGAUUCUCUCGUUGAUGUUGUCUCUGCGGCGUCGCUCGACAAGGUUGUGUGAUUCCCGACGCCGCUUGCGCUUCAUCUCUUGAGAGGAAACCGCACCACCGGGCUGAGCCCCCAGCUUUGCGGGCAUCGACGUGCCACCCUUCAUCAUGACCUCGUUGAGCUGAGCGAGGCCGGGUUGAAUAGGCGACGAGAAGCCAGAGCCAUAUGACGCCGCCAUGCUUCCCGAUGGGGUCUGCAUCCACUGACCUCCUGAUGGUGAUUUCUCAUGCAUGCCUUGGGCCCGGAUGGAUUGAGGACCGAAGCCAGUUGACUCCUGGGUCGCCAUGGGUACCGAGUGCAUUGCUGACUUAGGAGUCAUGGGGCUGCGAGUGUUGGAAGAUGAGCUCUUCCGUUGCAUAGCUUGUGCCAUUCUGGCUCUGUUCUUAGCGUUGAGGUAGUUGGUCUCGGCAGCAUCACCAGUGAGGUCCGAUCCAGCCAAGGGCGAGCCCGAGUAGGAGAUGGGAGACUGAAGCGACGUGCCGAGGGCCUGACGGUGGUGCAUCUGGGCGAAUCCCGAGUUGUUGAAGCUGUGCACGAAAGGGCUUUGAAUGGGGUCACCAUCGGGGGUGUUGGAGUAGCCGUUGAUGUGGUUUUGGUCUAGACCAUGAUGAGAGCCGUAUAUGGGUUGAUUGAAGCCCAUAUCCAUGUUUGACAUUCCGCCACCAAAGUCCUGGCCGUGGCCAUGUAGCGGCUGUUCGGUCGGACUUCCGAGGCCGUCGAGUAGCUCAUCGUCUCCGAAGAGGGCAGAGCCGCUCGAAAAUCCAUUCGUGUUUCCCGAGUUGGAGUUGUAGUUGUUGGAGUAGGAUGAUCCAUAGUUUCCGCCCAUGGCCAAGUCGUUGGGAUCGAUGCUGCCGCCACCACCUCCACCGUGGCCACCGUUGAACUGGCCGAAGCCGUGCUGUGCCAUUGUGUGUACUGUUGACACGACGUUGAUUUGAAUCCGCCUUUAGGAUAUGCUGGAUCGGCGAUGAUGCGAGGUCUCGCUGACCUUGUAGUGCUCACACCGCCUCUUUCGUCAAGAAGUGCAGUGACAGGCUGCGCUGUGAUGCUGGAAUGAUUGGAGAAUGUUUGACUCGGAGAGGUUAGAGCUGUAGUGAGUCGACUCGUCAGCGUUGCGACCGAAUAUGAUAAUGAGGUUGCGCAAAUCAAAGGUGCUCCGAGGUUCGCUGCGCGCAGGUUUGCUUUCCUGUCGGACAGGCACGAACCGGGGACUGUAUAUGCGGAUAUUCUCCGCACAGGCGCAGGCAGUUUUGAACGCCACCUAGGCAAAAUAGGCAGGGAGAGCGAGCGGGAGAGGAAUGCAAGUAUGGGGAGGAGGGCGCGACCAAGGCAGGACUGACUCACCGAGCAAAAGGGAAAAUGCCGGG
This is a messenger RNA of Colletotrichum scovillei, 5559 nucleotides long. RefSeq lists its product as uncharacterized. Gene Ontology annotation, biological process: TORC1 signaling; cellular response to amino acid starvation; negative regulation of TORC1 signaling. The record is from RefSeq and is a predicted model, not a curated record. The coding region runs from base 362 to 2548 and encodes 728 amino acids. NCBI's taxonomy places the organism in Eukaryota, Fungi, Ascomycota, Sordariomycetes, Glomerellales, Glomerellaceae. The transcript has 3 exons. Gene Ontology annotation, cellular component: GATOR1 complex.